This is a messenger RNA of Melampsora larici-populina 98AG31, 1969 nucleotides long. RefSeq lists its product as uncharacterized. Gene Ontology annotation, molecular function: SNAP receptor activity. The record is from RefSeq and is a predicted model, not a curated record. The transcript is spliced from 4 exons. Gene Ontology annotation, cellular component: endoplasmic reticulum; SNARE complex. NCBI's taxonomy places the organism in Eukaryota, Fungi, Basidiomycota, Pucciniomycetes, Pucciniales, Melampsoraceae. Gene Ontology annotation, biological process: retrograde vesicle-mediated transport, Golgi to endoplasmic reticulum. Bases 52 to 1617 code for a protein of 521 amino acids.
GUCGAUGACUUGCUGAGCAGUUUGUUGACCAUCUGUCAGCAGCACCACUCCAUGGAUACACCACUUCCUUCAGAUCUUCAAAGCCUAAUCAUUAGCAUUCUUGCUUCUUUAGAUCAUAUCGAAUCUCAUCUGAUACCUUCUAUUGUUUCAUCAACUACUUCAGAAGAUUUCGAUACUCAAGCUUCAUUUGGCCGUGAUGAAUUUACAUACCUCGAUCGGAAAUUAGAUGACGCCGAAGUUUUGGGUGAUGAAUGUGAAGAUGACAAUCAAUGCGCUCAAGCUCUUGAUAAGAUUCGAGAAUUGAGAGAGCGUAGUGCGCGUCUGAGGAUUAAACUUCGAACCACCUCACUCGAAACCAAGAGAAAGAUUGCGUCCAGUUCAUUGAUCAAUUCACGUUCCGAACUCUUGAAGCAAUCUACAGUCACCAAACAAGACCGUUCAAGAUCGUCGAAUCCGGAUGAAGCUCUCAUGUCAGCAUCAACUGAUGUAGCUGAAUCAUUGAAGAGUACAUUGAAUUUGAUGAAACAGGAGCUUGACCGAUCAGUGUUAUCAACUCAAAUGCUUGAGCAACAGACUAAGACCUUGAACCUCACCUCGAAUCAAUAUAUCACUUUUUCCGACUUACUGACCACCUCUCGACAGCUUAUCACUUCCAUUCAGAGGGCUGAUGUUCUCGACCGACUCAUCUUGGGCGCUGCUCUAGCGUUUUUUAUGCUUGUCUGUCUCUACAUCCUCAAGAAACGUAUCCUGGACCGUGGCUUAUCGCUCAUCAGUACCGUCUCGCGCAUCAAGCCAGUUCUCAUCAAGUCCACCCCAGACCAUCUCUCAUCCCCCGACGAAGUCGUCAAUGGAGUUAGCGAUGCGGUCUAUGAUGCCAUCGCUGGGGUAACCUUAACUUCCGCAGCGGCUCUUCCCAUGUUUACGCCUAUGCCUGCCUCACCUAAAGCUCAGAAGAGUGAGCACGCCAAAGCGGAUAUUAUAUUCGAGCCUGUGAAAGAAGCCAACUCUCGAGACUCGUCAAGUGUAGACGAGCUUGAUCCCAAACCGGUCAUCCCCGACACGCAUCUUGCGCCUCCCUCAAAAGCAGAUCAGCAGCCGGUCGCACAUCCGGAACCGAAGCUGAAUUCCCACAUGUGUUCUGCUCCUGGACCUGAUGAACAAACGGCUUCUGCGUGCUCUGCUGACUUCCGACAGGGAGAGACAGCCUCGGCGGGCUCUGGUGACCACAACUUAGACGAAGGCUCUGUCGAUUUCCAGGAAGAAGAAGCAGCCUCGACCGACUCUGGUGACAGCAACUUGGACGGAGGCUCUGUCGACUUCCAAGAAGAAGAGAUAGCCUCAACAUGUUCUGGUGAUAACAACCUCGAUUCUGGCUCUGCUUUUUGUGCUAUGCGACCUGACGAACAAGAAACUCCGACGGACUUGCCUGACUCUGACACCGAAGAAGCAGCCUCGACAUGCUCCUUUGACUCAAAAGGAGAUGCAGAGUCCACUUGUUCAGCCACAUCCAUACCACCUUUUGAGGCCUCCAAAUCGUCUUCAAACCCAAACGAUGUUCUAGCCCCGCCACUGACAGACGAGGAUGAUGACCCUCUGGGUGAUCACGAUGAACUAUAGUGGACGGGUUUGCCUACGAUGAACAAAGUCCUAUAUACAUGUUAUCCUAUCCAAUACCUUGUUGAUCCUAUUCCCGUUCUUAUUCGCAUCGAGGUGACUUGAAUCAAACCGCCUUGUUAUGACUAUGCAAUACUGUAACCUGUAUUUGUCCACUUUUAUAUUCUUUAACAAACAUAUCUUCUAUCCACCAGUACACUGUACAGUGUAGGCCUUAGCAUUUUCAGAUAUUGGGCUGAAAGGGGUGAUAAAUUGUUGUUACCAAAUUUACAACCUAUAUUCCACCACCUGACAUUCCUAGAGUAAAAUCUGGAUCAAUAUACUAAUCAGUUGCGCUUGUACGCUCACGCACAUC